UGACGCUGUGCAAGUAACGACUGUUAACCAUGUACGGAAGCGUUUUGGAGCGCGUUGCACUGCUUGCCAAAUUGUCAAGUCGUUAAGGAAACAAACGGCGUCGACAUUGCUCGGUUGUUGUGUUUGCUUGUUGUGAUCUGAAGGCGAAAGCUGGAACGGAGUAAGAAUUGAAGCUCACAUUAGCUUCGCCUUGGCGUAUGCGUCAUUGCGGCCAUGCCAGCGGAGCUUUUACCCAACAUGGAUCUGUUGUAUGGAGCGAGUGGGGAUGCUAUGCUGGUGCCAUCACAAGGGGAGCUGUUGCCUCCUUUAGUACAGGCGCCCCCGCUGAACCUCGUGGGCCUGCUGCCGGGCGCCGCUGCCGGGUACGGCACUAACGGCUCCGCUGCCGGCGUCAGCAGCGGCGCCACCGCUGCCGUACAUACGGCCUACCUGGCGGAGGAUACCGCGGCGGUGCUGGCGGGGGAGCUGCUGGCGGAGGCGGCGCACCCCCUGUUGACCCUCUUCCCCCGCGGCCCCGCCUGGCCCGACGUUUCCCUGCCCUCCGCCCUGCUUGAGCCCACCCCGCCGCCGCCGGGGGGCCCGGAGCACCAGGUGGGGUGGCAGCUGCUGGAUCUGAAUGCUGGUACGACAGCAGCAGCAGGAGGGCAUGGUGGUACGGCAGCAGGAGGGCCUGGUGGUACGACAGCGCACCCCGGCGGCGGUGUGGGUCGCAUUGACAGUCUAGCGCUGCAGCGGCGGCUGGCGGCGCGAGGCGGCGGCGGCGGGGGCGGGGCCGACUGGCGGGGGCUGUCCGUGUCGCUGCCGUACAUGCCCGGCGGCCAUGUUGCCGUACAGGGCCCCUCGGGUCCAGCCGCCGCGGAGGCGCUCAGCGGCCGCUGGCUGGCGCAGCUGGAGGCGGGACUGGGGGAGAUCCGGGCUGAGGGUGACCCGUGGGUCGGCGCUGCUGCUAACGACCCGCGGGUCGGUGGCGGUGAGGAGAGGCGGAGGAGAAGACCCGUGGGUCGGUGGCCGCGUGUUGCGGCUCCGGGUCUGGGCACCGGCUUGUUCGGCGGAUGGGCAGCGGCAGACGAGGAGGAGGAGGAUGAGGAGGAGGGGCUGCUCGUGGGGGAGGUGGCGGCUGCUGCGGGGUCGGGUCGGGCUACAGCCUCUCUCCUGCCCCCCCUCACCCUCACCACCCCUUCUGGAGAACGGAUCACCCCACUGGCGGAGGCGCUGUCGGCAGGGGCGGCGGCUGCUGCUGCCUCGGAGGCGGGCGCGGAGGGCGGUUUCGGAGCGACUGCCACGGGGGUUGGGAGCGGUACGGCAGUGCUGGGGGGCGGAGGAGGUGGCGUGACG
Messenger RNA from Astrephomene gubernaculifera, 1335 nucleotides. Lineage: Eukaryota; Viridiplantae; Chlorophyta; Chlorophyceae; Chlamydomonadales; Astrephomenaceae. The record is from the annotation of a GenBank genome assembly.